GGAGCUGAGGUGGGAGGGGCGAGGCCCAGGCGGCCACGGUCAGGACCACACCCGUCAGCAUGAGAUGGGGCCUGGGGCCCAUAUCAUGGCUCUUGGUCCCUGACCACAGGGGAAGCUCUUCUGCAAUAUCAGGAAAGAAGAAGCCGGUUGUAAAAGGAAGUGCUGCUCAUCCUGGGGCAGGCAUGUUGGGGGCGGGCUCCCACCCUGCAGUCCUCGGAGGAGCCUGGUGCUGCCCCUCCCGUGGUCAGACCAGCCUGAGGCAGCCCCCCACACAGCCUCCCCUCCACUGAGGCUCUGCUGCUUUUCUCACCCGCCGCCCGCCCGCCCGAGGACAGCAAGGCCAUGGGUCUGCCCCUGCUGCUGCCCCUGCUGCUGGCAGCAUCGCUGCAGGCUGGUGGCUCAGCAGAGUGCAUUUUAAACCCUGAUCUUGGACUCUACCAACCAGAGCGCCUCUCAGCCCCUGAGGGUGGCUCCAUCGACAUCCCCUUCUCCUUCUGUCUCUCCUGGGAGUUGGCCACGGAUCCCAACGUGCGUAUAUACUGGAGAUGGAAAGACUUCCAUGGAGAGUUCAUCUACAACACAACCCCGCCGUUCACCCAUGAGGAUUUUAAAAACCGCCUCUCCCUGAACUGGGCAAAGGGCCAGACGAAUGGCUCCCUCCGGAUCUCUAACCUGCGGAGAGAGGACCAAAGUAAGUACUUCUGCCGAGUCCGGUUGACCACACGGAAAGGCGAGAAGGAGUGGCAGUCCAUCAAAGGGACCAAACUCACCAUCACCGGAGCCACCGAGAAAACCACCACGGACCCCACCAGCACCACCACCACAGAUGGCCUCAGUGUCUCGGGGGACAAAGGGAGAUCAGGGUUUUGGCCUUUGAGUAAGGAAGUUGUGGUCAGCAUGGCAGUGGCCAGCACUGUGCUCAAAAUUGCAAUUUUGGGACUGAUGGUCUACCUCAGGUGGAAGAGAAGCCAAGGUCUGUGAACUAAAGCCAGAGCCAGCUAGGUUGAUGGCAUCCUCUAUGCCUCCCUUACCUUCUCCAAUUUGACCUCACCCUCACCUGUUAGCCACCUUCUCCAUGAGAGCCCCCAGGAGGAGACCCUAUACUCUAUCUUAAAGACCUAAGGAGUAUGACUGAAUGAUGACCUCCUUAGAGUAAGCUGCACAGAGAGAUCACCACUUCCCAUGAUAAUCCCAGCCAGACACAGAUGACUCAGAAGCCAGCUGGGGUCGAAGGCCACCAAGGACCUAAGAAAAAUAGCCAUCUGCUCCAGUUCCCUCUUCGCCUCGUUCCCUUGCUGACAAAAAUAAAAGUACCUGCAGGAUUAGCCUGCAUGCAUCUAAGAAAAAAAUUGAUUUCAGCUUCUGUCCUUCUUGCCAAAAAUAAACUACAAUACAUAGCUC
Molecule: messenger RNA, 1401 nt
Organism: Eptesicus fuscus (big brown bat)
Lineage: Eukaryota; Metazoa; Chordata; Mammalia; Chiroptera; Vespertilionidae
Product: paired immunoglobulin-like type 2 receptor beta
Exons: 5
Coding region: 343-981 (212 amino acids)
Molecular function (GO): MHC class I protein binding
Source: RefSeq, a predicted model, not a curated record